This is a messenger RNA of Ictidomys tridecemlineatus (thirteen-lined ground squirrel), 2849 nucleotides long. RefSeq names its product GATA binding protein 2 (gene Gata2). Gene Ontology annotation, biological process: positive regulation of angiogenesis; negative regulation of transcription by RNA polymerase II; positive regulation of transcription by RNA polymerase II. The record is from RefSeq and is a predicted model, not a curated record. NCBI's taxonomy places the organism in Eukaryota, Metazoa, Chordata, Mammalia, Rodentia, Sciuridae. Gene Ontology annotation, molecular function: DNA-binding transcription factor activity, RNA polymerase II-specific; zinc ion binding; RNA polymerase II cis-regulatory region sequence-specific DNA binding. Gene Ontology annotation, cellular component: nucleus.
CAGGAGUCGGCAGCUGGCGCCAGGGCGGCCGGAGGAUGCCGAGGGGCCGGAGCCGGGCGGGCCCGAGGCCGAGGCGCGCGCUGUCCCCCUCCCCUACCCCGUGAGCCCCACCGGCCACCGACGCGCUGUGGCUGGGCCAGCCACCCCCGGGACGGUCGUGGGUGCUCCCGCACUUUCUACGGCGGGGUCCCCUCCCUCCGUGCGGCGCUGCGUGUGGCCGCGGCCACCUCCUCCCAGAUCCCGAGCCGCUGCCUCCGCCGCCGCGGGCCAUGGAGGUGGCGCCGGAGCAGCCUCGCUGGAUGGCGCACCCCGCGGUGCUGAACGCCCAGCACCCCGACUCGCACCACCCGGGGCUGGCGCACAACUACAUGGAGCCGGCUCAGCUGCUGCCCCCGGACGAAGUGGACGUCUUCUUUAAUCACCUCGAUUCGCAGGGCAACCCCUACUACGCCAACCCGGCCCAUGCGCGGGCACGCGUCUCCUACAGCCCGGCGCACGCUCGCCUGACCGGAGGCCAGAUGUGCCGUCCCCACUUGCUGCACAGCCCCGGGUUGCCCUGGCUGGAUGGGGGCAAAGCAGCCCUGUCGGCCGCGGCUGCGCACCACCACAAUCCCUGGACAGUGAGCCCCUUUUCCAAGACCCCCCUGCACCCCUCAGCUGCUGGAGGCCCUGGAGGACCCCUCUCCGUCUACCCAGGGGCGGCUGGAGGCAGCGGGGGAGGCAGCGGAGGCUCGGUGGCCUCCCUCACCCCCACGGCAGCCCACUCUGGUUCCCAUCUCUUCGGCUUCCCACCGACGCCACCCAAAGAGGUGUCUCCAGACCCGAGCGCCACGGGGGCCGCCUCCCCGGCCUCCUCUUCGGCCGGGGGCAGCGCAGCAGCCCGGGGGGAGGACAAGGACGGUGUCAAGUACCAAGUGUCGCUGACCGAAAGCAUGAAAUUGGAGGGCGGUAGCCCUUUGCGCCCAGGUCUGGCCACCAUGGGCACGCAGCCUGCCACCCACCACCCCAUCCCCACUUACCCCUCCUAUGUGCCCGCCGCUGCGCACGAAUAUGGCAGCGGACUCUUCCACCCAGGGGGUUUUUUGGGUGGCCCAGCCUCCAGCUUCACCCCGAAGCAGCGGAGCAAGGCGCGAUCCUGCUCAGAAGGGCGAGAGUGUGUCAACUGCGGAGCCACGGCCACCCCUCUGUGGCGGCGAGAUGGGACCGGUCACUACCUGUGCAAUGCCUGCGGGCUGUAUCACAAGAUGAACGGGCAGAACCGACCCUUGAUCAAACCCAAGCGGAGACUGUCGGCCGCCCGGAGAGCUGGCACCUGUUGUGCGAAUUGUCAGACGACAACCACCACCUUGUGGCGCCGGAAUGCCAACGGGGACCCGGUGUGCAACGCCUGUGGCCUCUACUACAAGCUGCACAAUGUUAACCGGCCGCUGACCAUGAAGAAGGAGGGCAUCCAGACCCGCAAUCGGAAGAUGUCCAACAAGUCCAAGAAGAGCAAGAAGGGGACCGAGGGUCUGGAGGAGCUGUCCAGGUGCAUGCAGGACAAGUCGUCGCCCUUCAGCGCCGCCGCCCUGGCAGGACACAUGGCCCCCGUGGGUCACCUCCCGCCCUUCAGCCACUCGGGACACAUCCUGCCCACGCCCACGCCCAUCCACCCUUCCUCCAGCCUCUCCUUUGGCCACCCCCACCCCUCCAGCAUGGUGACCGCCAUGGGCUAGGGGACAAGCCACCCCGCUGGACAGAGACAGACGGACAGACAGAGAGGCGGGUGGCCCUGGCAGGGCACGCAGCUCCCAGGAAUGGGAGGUGGGGGGACCCGUCCCUUCCGCUGCCCCCCGCCCUUCUCUGGACACAGACACCAGCCGGAGCCUAAAGCCACCUCCUUGUCGCCUUGGAAGGCCACCAUACCCCGGGGGGGGGGGGCCCAGCAGCCUGUCUGCAAGUUACUGUGAAUAUUUUUCACCUGGGCUGGGAGGUGGCCCGUCCAGGUGACAUUUCCUUCAUGAACAAGGUUCAGAGAGAGAGAGAAAAAAAAAAUUAUGGUGACAGAAGUAAGGACACGGAGGUCUCUCUCUACGGGACCAGGGCUCUGGGGGACAGGUGUCUGCAAAUCUCAGCCUGUGUCCUGGGCUGAGCCAAGGCCAAGAGGGAUUGCUGGUGGUUGGUGGCAGUGACCAGGGGACACCAGCCUUGCGCACCCUGAGAGCUGGCUGGGGGCCCUAGAAGGCAGAGACAAUUGGGGGCGGUCCCCACAGUGGUUCCCAGGCCCGGGGCGGGGCACAGGAAGGAAACAACAUUUUUCUUGAAAGGGGAAACGUCUCCCCAGAUCGGCUCCCUCCGCUUUAAGACCAAAGCUGGACCGAGAUCCCCGUAUGUACGUGCCCUUCACGGGACCCAAAGCCAUGAUUGGCCUCCCUUCUCUGCCAGGUAGACCUCUGUAAAUACAUCCUUUUUCUGACCACGCCCCCUUUCCCACUCUGAGACAAAGAAGAAACUAUUAAAAAUGAAAAAAAAAAAAAAAAUCAAACUGCAUACGUUGAACUCACCCGUGAGUUAAUUGUCUUAUUUUCAAACUCGUUUUUUGGGGUGGGGGACCUCUGGGCUAAGUCUGGGGUCCCCUGGUUUUUGUGUGUGUGGCCCUCUGGACCCUUCCAAGGUACAGCUGUACAUAGACAUGUCCUAAGCUUCAGAUUUCUGUCCGUGGUGAUCUUGGGGGUGCAGUGGCCCGUCCCCAGCUCUGGAAGACACCUGUCCACCCAGGGCCAUGUCUUGGGCUGGGGACAAAAUCACCACACCCCAGAAAGUAACUUAUUUUGUACUAGUAUCCGCCUGAGAAAAAAAAAAAAGGAAAA